GGUACGGACGCGCGCGCGCUGGGGGAUCCGAUGACGUCACGGGCCAAACACACACAAACACACACACGCUCACGCACAUACACGACUGACGCACGCGCGCUCGCAGCUUCACGCCGUAGCUUUUAUAUUCUCCUGCGCUCGCGCUCUCCCUCCCUCUCUCUUUUCUGUAGCCGUUUUUUUCUAUUCUGGGAAGCGGUGCUAGGAAUAACCCAGUCUAUUCCCCCACUCUAUCCAGGCUCCUUCUCUGGCCUCGAGCAGGAAGCAAAAAAAAAAAACAACAACAAAACUCCCGACACGAACCGGACUGUUUACCCUCAACACACGUUAACGUUCCUGGAACGGCAGCGCGAGACGUCUUUAUGUGCAUCACCUGUCCGACUUUCCACUCGCGUUUUCAUCAACCCGAGACUCUGUCACUCUUCACAUCUGUCCCACCGGGGUAAGGAAGGGCUAACAGCUCGGACUGACAUUCCUCGGGAUGUUGCGGACGUUCUGGGACGCUCCAUAAAAGAAAAUCCUGAUCACGGGUGUGUUAGGAGCGUGUUUGCCUGGAUAAACUCGCGAGACAACUCAGAGAAGAAGUCAAAGUGGUCCGUCUCGUCUCAGCACCCUGGCUAAAGGAUCCUUUCUGGCCUUUCUGGUUCCUCCACGUCACCUCUUCUCCCAGCGCUCUUUGGAUUAACUAAGGAAGACUUGAAGAGAAGAGAAGUUCAACGUGGAUGAAACUAAAAGACUUAAUGAACAUUACCAUGCCAAAAGAAUAAUUGAUGGAAAGAGGUUUGGCUGCUGGUUAGAAAAAAGGAAAUGGAGGACCUUUUGUUUAAGUGUCAUUGUUAGUAAAUCACCUGGCAUGACUAUAUAUUUGGAUGUGGUUUAAUCGACAGUACCUUGAGAAACCCAACAGAAACACAGAAUAAUGGAGCCACAUGGAUCAGCUGCUGGACAAAAAUGCAGCAAGGAACCACGUGAGAAAAACUCUUUACAAAGAAAGUGGGUCUCUGAGCCCUGUGCUGGUACAAAAGAGAGCACUUAUGCGGAAAGUUUGCAAAGCGGUAUCAGUGGGACGGUUAUUGCAGCUUCUGGAAAGCUGUUGUUAGGAAGUGCAGACUCUCAGACAUCUGCAGAAAGUCAGUUCUUUCCCAGGUCUUAUUCCUAUCAGCUACAGCAUUCAUACCCACAGCAGCCCAUGCAGAAGCCUUUCCUCGCCGGUACAAAGUCACAACCGGGUCUGGAGCCCCACGCUUGGCCUUUCCCAGGCAAACUGCAGUCUCUGCCACAAGACGAUAUGUUUUCUGUGCACUCGCGUUCUCAUGGAGCUUUCCCUCGUCAGAAGUCACCAAGUUUACCUAGUGCUUUUUGCCAGUAUUCACAGUCAAGCUCUGAGCAGAAAGAGGAAGGACAUAAGAAGGAACAGAAACCCAAGAAGCCAGGCAAGUACAUUUGCCAGUAUUGUGGAAGGGCAUGUGCUAAGCCAAGUGUGCUCAAAAAACACAUACGAUCACACACAGGGGAACGACCCUAUCCAUGUGAACCCUGUGGCUUUUCAUUCAAAACCAAGAGCAAUUUAUAUAAGCAUAGAAAGUCUCAUGCACAUGCUAUUAAAGCAGGACUAGUUCCCUUCUCUGAGCUGGCAACUCGCACCGAUAUUGAUCAAGCAUCUUCAGUUGGUGAAACCGAGGUACAAUCUGAUGCCGAUCAAAGUACUGACACUGAUGAAGAAACUGCAGAAGGGCCCACGUACCUGGAAAAAAGUAGCUCCAUACCCCAAAUCUCAUUUGACUCUGACAAAAGCACUUUAGAUAAAGGCGGUGAGCCAGCAUACGCAGACUCGGCGGAAGAGAUGGCUGUGGCAUCCAUGAAAGUGCCUAUUUUAAUUGUCCCUAAACAGGGGCUUACGUCAACAACCAUAGAGUGUACCCCAUUCACAGAAAUUCGGGGCUCCAAUAUGCGAGGAAUGGUCCAGGGAGAUGACUCACAUACUGUCAAACAGAGACUUGCCUUACGACUGACCGAUAAAAAAGGCCAGGACACAGACCAGUCUCUGAAUCUCUUGAGUCCACACAGUAAAGGAAGCACGGAUUCUGGAUAUUUCUCUCGAUCGGAGAGUGCUGAACAGCAGAUUAGUCCACCUAACACCAAUGCAAAGACAUAUGAGGAAAUUAUGUUUGGAAGAUCUUGGUAUUACAGACCCAUCUCCAGAUCUAGACACCCGAUUGCAAUUGGAAUGGCUACCACAGGUAGUCCUGACCCACAAAACAAAUCUGGCAUGAUAGAAAUGGACAUGGGAAAGAUCUCAGAGGAUCGCAUAUUUUUCAGAGAAACUUUUCCUGAACCACAAAUAAUUGCGGCAGGUGAGCCAAAGCAGUAUCCUCGAGGCUCUCUCCUGGAAGCUCCUACUGAGACAGGCCCCCUUUUAAGAAGUAACUCAAUGCCAACACCAUCCCCUACCAAUCUUAACGUUCCAUCAGCUCUGAGAGUCAGUCAGUCCUUUGAUGAAAUGAUGUCUCCAGAUGAUGUAUUUUAUCCAGGGGCAGCUGGUCUGAGGAGGCUCAGGAGACAGGCUGCUUUUGAGCAUGGGGAAUCUGACUAUGGCAAGAUGGGAGGUCCAUUCACAACAAUGAAGAUGGGGGAGAGAGAACAGAUGAUGUCCGAGUUCAAAGGCUCAGGAUCAGAACUCGCUUGUCCUGACAUGCGCAGAAUGGUCGGAGUGUCAGAGAUGACCACAAGAAAACGUCGUAAGGAAAAGAGCGUUGGUGAUGAGGAGGAUUGCCCUGGGCAGUACGACGACAUGAAAAAUGUCUCACUUGAAUCCGGGGACUAUGAUCUAAAACAAGGAGGUCAUGAAACUCCAGUGGCUGCCCACACAGGUAGAGGAUCUAUGUAUAGUGGCUACAGCUCAUUGGACAGUUUUGAUAAAGUCAGUGGUAUGUGUCAAGAGGACGUUGUGCUUGUUCAAGAUACAGACCGAAAGGCUGCUGUCAAUGUAAUAUCUGUUAUUCAGCAUACUAACUUGCUUAGCAGGCCAAAUUCAUUUGAAAAGACUGAGUCCAUUGAACAUCCAUCUUAUCAGCCAGAAAAGCCUGUUGGUCAACUGUCCGAGCAGUCUGACCCUGAGAACAUUGAUGAUGUGCAGAGCCCUGACUCUCUUCUGAAAUCUGAGAGCAUGGAGCAUCAGCAAAGUGACAGUGAAUUAGCAUCCAUUUCACAUAGUCAGCAAUAUCAUAUGACCCACAAACUCGUACGGCAACCCAACAUUCAGGUCCCCGAAAUUAGAGUCACUGAAGAACCAGAUAAACCAGAAAAAGAACCAGAGGUGCCAGCUAAAGAACCAGAGAAGCAUAUGGAGGAAUUCCAGUGGCCACAGAGGAGUGAGACUCUUUCCCAACUCCCAGCAGAAAAAUUGCCCCCAAAGAAAAAACGUUUGCGACUUGCAGACAUAGAGCACUCAUCUGGGGAGUCAAGCUUUGAGUCCACCUGUACCAGUCUGUCAAGGAGUCCAAGUCAAGAGAGUAACCUGUCCUCAAGCUUCUCAGUGUCAUUUGAUAGGGAGGAAAGCAUGAAGUCAGUUUCACCAACCAAGCAAGAUGAUUUCAGCAAACAGUCAGAAUUUCUAACUGUACCAGGGAGUGGUCAUUCUCUGUCAAUACCGGGGCAUCACAAGGAGAUGCGUCGCUCCUCAUCAGAACAGUCACCGUGUGGUUUACCUACUGAGGUGCCAGAAAUUCGUAGCAAAUCAUUUGAUUAUGGAAGUCUGUCAACUAAUUCAAGACAAGGGGAGUUAUAUGCCAGUGCAUCAUCCAUGAAGGAACGUAGACGUGGAUAUCUGGUUAGACAGGCAUCGCUGAGUGUCUAUCCUGAAGUUGUACCUCAAGAGCAAUGCUCCGAGUUAAACAUUAAACAAGAGCUCUCUGACCCCCAUGCUUUACCGUCUUCAUGGCAAGGCUCUUCAUCCCUAACAGCUUCACCCCACCAUGUCGCUGGAAGUGAUCUAGUAAGGCAGAAAAGAGGAUCGUAUCACUUGCUACAGCAGAGCAUCAGUGAAGACAGCCAAUCAGACGACCUGCAAAAGUCACCACGCUUGCCAGGCCAACUGUCAACCGACAGCGAGGCUUCGGUACAUGAGCAAAUGGGCCAGGAUGUAAUGCAACACUCCUUACAUCCAAGUAGCUUAUCAUCACAGUUUUUUCAGACAGUGGUCUGGUAUACUGACCCAACACGACCCAGGCAGCAGGGCAUCCAUCAGUUGCAGAAAUUACAUAUCCGACCACCAAACCCACAGUCUAAUUCACAGAAAUCACACCAGCCUCUUCAUCAAAUACAGGUGCAUAAUGAUUCAAAUACUGAUGGGGCGAGUCAAACUUAUCCUUAUGUCUCAAGAGCUUCUCCACAAACUAUUGGCAACUCAUCGAAAAUGCUCAGUUCAAGCUCAGUUUUCUUGCAGCAAGUUCAGCCAGGCUUUACUCAAACUGUAGGCUCACAGUCGUCACUUCCUGGGAUGCUAGUUCCUGUUAGAAUUCAAACAAACGUGCCAUCAUUUGGUAGUGUUAUGUACACAAGUGUUUCACAAAUUCUUGCUACUCAUGCUCAGAGUACUACAUCUCACAGAUUAAUAGGCUCAGACAAUACAUCUACUAGUUCACUGACGGGCAUAUCUUCAAAACACCCAAUAGGGUUCAAUUUAUCCAAAAUAUUAGGUCAUCCCGAAGGUUCUUUGCAUUAUCCACUUUGGAAAGUUCCUGAACCGUUACCUGGAAGGCUGAAUACUGGCAUACCAUUGUCCUUGACAUCAGGAACUAUUUCAACUACUGAUGCCUCCUCAAGUAUCGGGGGAAGUAAGAGAAUGCUGUCACCAGCCAGUAGUCUUGAACUUUUUAUUGGAACCAAGCAACAGAAACGGAUUAAGGAGGAAAAGAUGUACGGUCAAAUAGUGAAAGAGCUAAGUGCAGUUGAGCUAAGCAAUUCCAGUGCACCAAAUGAUGGAGACACAUCCCCACAGCCUGAUGUUUUAAAGAGAGAUGACUUAGGGGAUGAUCUGGAAAGGAUGUCCUCAUCUCCACCAGCUACUUACCCAUCAUCUAUAUUCUCCUCUGUGUCUGAUGUGCCACACAAGGAAAGCUUUACUCCACCUCUACAGAUUGUCAUGAACUCUUCUAAGAGAGCAGAGUCCCCAGAGGAGCUUGACGUAGACAAACCCACUCCAGAGGUCACCUCAGGUCCACAAUCAAUGAUCUCUUCCAGUGACACUCAGGAUGAACUGAAGCAGACCAAGAUCCCAGUAAACAUGCUGGUGCAACUUGCUGCCAGUCAGGGUGGUGCUGCAUGUGGGAACACUCUCCUGCUCACUGAUCUAGCAGACGUUGAUCAGUUCUUUCAGUUUCCUAGUCUACGUACGACAACAAGUGUUAGCUGGUGCUACCUAAAUUACACCAAGCCAAACUACGCUCAGACAACUCCCAUAACCUCUGUUUAUGGCUCUUGGUGUGUCAGCUCCUAUAACCCAAACCCACUCAGCCUCAGCACCAAGGCAACCCUGGCAUUACUUUGCUCCAAACAGAGGAGGAACACAGAAACUUACACAAUGGCUGCUAUGUAUCAGCCGGGGACUGGAAAACUUGUCUCAUCCCUGUUGUGGAAGCAGAAGUUUGAGCAGAUGAAGCCAGAACUCAUGAAGCUGGAUAUUGGCAAGUUGGGAAAGAAAAUUAAAGGAGUAAUCUCAAGGGACAGAGUGAAAGAGGACCAUGGAGAGAAGGAGAUUUCAUCAAAGCAGGCUGAACCCACACGCAUUAAAAUCUUUGAAGGAGGGUACAAAUCCAAUGAGGACUAUGUUUACGUGCGGGGCCGAGGUCGGGGAAAAUACAUCUGUGAAGAGUGUGGUAUCCGCUGUAAAAAGCCAAGCAUGCUGAAGAAACACAUUCGCACGCACACUGACGUUAGGCCAUAUGUCUGCAAGUUCUGCAACUUCGCUUUUAAAACAAAAGGAAACCUUACAAAACACAUGAAGUCAAAAGCCCACAUGAAGAAAUGCUUGGAGCUUGGAGUCUCUGUGACGUGUAUAGAUGACGUGGAGGGAGUCGAUACUGUUGAGGAGAUCCAAAGAGAUACUGGAAAGAUCGGCAUGCUAGAAAUGGCAGAGCACCAAUUUUCAGAUGCUGAUGAUUCAGACGGGGCUGAGGAAGAUGGUGAUGAGGUGGAUGAGGAUGAAGAUGAUGAUGAUGAUUAUGAUGGUGAUUCAACACCAAAGACACCCUCUCGAAGCACAAGCCCACAACCCUAUCUCAUCUCCUCACAUUCUGUCACUGCAGUCGCUGCAUCCCAUGACACUGCUCCUGAUCCAUUAGGCUCAGCCCCCAAGCAGCCACUGUUUGGAUAUUAUACCAGUUUGCCCACUAUUCAAAUCACUCAGCUCAUGGUGCCUGGUGAGAAGGCAAGAGAGAGCCAAAUGGCGGAAUACCAGAAACUGCUGCAAGGAGCUUUGGGUGAAGACCCUAAAAACAGACUGGAGAUGCCUAGCUCCAUGGAUGAAGACCCCGGCUUGUCUCCAGAGAAUAGCUUGUCUUCUUUUGAACUCUCCCCAUCUCGUCUGUCCUCACCUAGCUGUGACUCCUCACCUCUACGAGAGACCUCAACCAAUUGUAGGUACUUGUCUCCAAAACGAGACCUCUCCCCACGGGGUCGUUUGUCACCGAGAAGGGAGGCAUCCCCCCUUAGACCUCUGUCCCCCAGGAGAGAGAUCUAUAGAAAGGAUCUGUCACCAAGGAGAGACAUGUCGCCCAGAAGCCUCCUUUCACCUAGCUCCCAUGCGGGGUGUCCGGUGUCAUCUGCAAGAGAUCUCUCGUGCAGACGUGAGCUGUCUCCCAGAGGCCGCUACAAGGGCGUACUCAGACCAUUGUCUCCAAGAAGGGCACCUCACCCUCACAGUGGACCUUGGACAAUCAACCAGCAUCCUCAUAGAGAGAUAUCUCAAAAGACCAGGAGCCACUCUGAAAUGAAUACGAAUCCGAGGAAGAGUUGCUAUCCCCAAGGAGAUAAACACAGUACAGAAGCUCCCGCUGCACACCAAGGUCUUUUUAGCCAUCUUCCCCUCCACUCCCAACAACAGGUUCGUACAUUAUUCCCUAUGAUCCCAAUUGGUGGAAUCCAAAUAGUGCCAGGCCUGGCCCACCCGACUCGCCUUCCUCUCAAGACAAACACGUCAGAAGAGUCCAGCGAGGCACCUUUCCACUUCUCUGAGGGUUGUGAGUCUACCAUCACCCAAGGUCCAGAGGAUUCAGCUCAACCGCAAGAGAUGUCCCAAACAACUGUAAGUUCAGCCCCCUCACCUUCUUCUCAGAGGUCCAGGGAUGACGUUAAAGGCCUGAGCGACAAAGAGAGCAAACAAGAAGAAGGCAUCAUGACGUGCACUAAGGCCAUUGCUUCUUUGCGCAUUGCCUCAGAGGAACCCUUAGGAAAGGUGGCUGGUUCCAUCCAGCAGAUACAGCAGCACACAUUGUCUCAUUCUCCUAACAUCCAGCAAGAGUUCAGGCACUCCAACACAGAAACUGGUAUGUCUGCCACAUCAAAGGCUCCUGGAGGAGGCUGUCCUCCUCUCUACGUUACAGGGGCUACAGAGAGGUCAUCUGGCCAGCAGGGCCAAAGCAAGAAUCCAUCCAGCACAACAAACGACUGACAACAGCUGAAUAACGUCAACGUGGAGGACAUAACAGUACAUUACACUCAUACUGUAUGUUUAUACAUACACAUUCACACUCGAAUACUAGAGUGUACAUGUACAGUGUAGCAUGCCUUUUCUAACCUGGUUUGCUCUUUUAACUCUGGUUACUUUCUUAUUUAAAAAUGUCAGAGAAUUAACCUAUAUGUUAACUUAUACCUGUAUAUGAGCCUGACCAAAAUUUGCUUAUGAACUCUGUCUGGUACUCUAAAAUGUACAGAUCUGUGUGCCUUUUUUUCAUGGAUGCUUAUAUUCUUAUAAGCAUAUAAAACACGAAGACAUGUAAAUAUGUCAACCUUUGUGUAUCAGCUUUGUAUUAAAUGCAGGUUGCUGUCUUUUUUUGGACACCGGAGUCUAAAAUGAUGUGAAGUAUCAAUAUAUGUACGGUUGCACUAAAACAUAUUUUUAUAUGAGUGAAAUGAAAUGGCUUUUGUGUACAGCAUCAAUUCUAUAAUAAUAUUUAUUGUUAUCUUGUUUCAUAAAUUGUAAGAAAAAAAAAAUUUCUUAAUGUUGUGGAUGCCUUUGCUAAAGUAAAGCAUGGAUUUUACUAUUUGCAUAAAUAAGAAGAACAAAAUAUUAUACUGUAAAUGGCUUUCUAUUAGAAAUAUUCAUAUACUUCAAGCCAAACUUGUUUUAUUAGUGGGUUUUCUCUCUGACACGCACACACACAAUACACACACACACACACACACACACACACACACAUAUAUAUAUGUAUAUAUAUAUAUAUAUAUAUAUAUAUAUAUAUAUAUAUAUAUAUAAUUUCUUUUUACAUAACACGGUUUGGUGGUUGGUAGCUUUAAGUUCUGACCGCUCCUUUCCUGUCAGCUUAAUAGGCUACACACUAGUUGUGAUAUUGCUGCUCUUUUAUGUAGAACUGUCAAGCAUUAAGUGAAUCGACUUGUUCACUUCCUUUGAAAACAUUCUGAAAUGGUUGUGAAAUGUUAAUCAUGUCGCUUGGACUAUUUGUUUUAUUGAUUAGUAUGGGAAACAUUCCAACAGAUGUGUGUAUAUAUAUCGAAUGCCCAUAAUCCUGUAUACUCAUAGUCAUACAUACAUCGAAGGAGGGCCAUGCCAUCAGUCCACACACCUUUUUUUUUUUUU
Messenger RNA from Hemibagrus wyckioides, 8812 nucleotides. It is a transcript of the gene hivep2a, whose product is annotated as HIVEP zinc finger 2a. Lineage: Eukaryota; Metazoa; Chordata; Actinopteri; Siluriformes; Bagridae. Gene Ontology annotation, biological process: regulation of transcription by RNA polymerase II. The record is from RefSeq and is a predicted model, not a curated record. The coding region runs from base 917 to 7666 and encodes 2249 amino acids. Gene Ontology annotation, molecular function: RNA polymerase II cis-regulatory region sequence-specific DNA binding; DNA-binding transcription factor activity, RNA polymerase II-specific. The transcript has 9 exons. Gene Ontology annotation, cellular component: nucleus.